This is a messenger RNA of Nanorana parkeri, 3130 nucleotides long. RefSeq names its product poly [ADP-ribose] polymerase 14-like. Gene Ontology annotation, biological process: negative regulation of gene expression. Lineage: Eukaryota; Metazoa; Chordata; Amphibia; Anura; Dicroglossidae. Gene Ontology annotation, cellular component: nucleus; cytoplasm. Gene Ontology annotation, molecular function: NAD+ poly-ADP-ribosyltransferase activity; transcription corepressor activity. The transcript is spliced from 15 exons. Bases 58 to 3111 code for a protein of 1017 amino acids. The record is from RefSeq and is a predicted model, not a curated record.
UUGAGCUGAGAGGACGGGCCCCAUACUGACACCCCGUACACUGCUCCCUUCUACACCAUGGGGGACAGACCGUACCCCUACCCUGUGGCCCUACACUGGACCGAGGCAGCUGAGAGCCUAAAAAAAAUGAAAAAUAAACUUCUGCUGUAUUUCCAGAAGAGGAGCGAAUCUAAUGGAGGAGACUGUGAGAUCCCAGACACCGACUGCAGCCGGGGAUACGUCCUUAUACACUUCAAGGAGGAGAAAGCUCGGGACGGGGUGCUGCAGAAAGACGUCCAUGAGCUGAAAUUACCGGGAGGGAAGAAGAUGAGGCUGGACGUUCGGUCAGCCGGGGCAGACGGUGGCGGGAGGUCUGAGAGACCACCAGAGGUGGUGGGUAAUGGUGUGCGGGGGCUGGGUGCAAACCCCGAUUCACCAGAGUUCGCCUCAAGCUCAUGCAAAACUGUGACAGACACCCCGCUCCUGGGGAUCUCGGCCGUGGGAACCUUCUGUAAAGGAAUGAAGUGGGCCAUCUUGGAUAGGCGGUCAAUCACCACGAAAAUGGCCGUGCAAUUCUCGGACGGAGGAAGAUCCACGAUGAAAUCCAUGGAGAUGGCAGUCCAAAGACGGGACGGAAUCGGGAGUGGCCGUAGUAGGCCCCAGGCCGGGGAAGACCGUCCCUUGUUGCGGGCACAGAUCUCGGCCGUGGGAACCUUCUGUAACGGAAUGAAGUGGGCCAUCUUGGAUAGGCGGUCAAUCAUCACGAAAAUGGCCAUACAAUUCUCGGAAGGUGGAAGAUCCACAAUAAAAUCCAUGGAGAUGGCAGUCCAAAGACGGGACGGAAUCGGGAGUGGCCGUAGUAGACCCCAGGCCGGGGAAGAACUGUCCCUUGUUGCAGGCACAGUUCGAGGAAUCCCCCCGAUGGUGAUGGUCGAUGGCCAGGCCCAAAAGCUGGCAGGGUUGCGGGAACUCGAGGCAUCAUCCAGGUGCGGGGUUGCAGCAAAAAGUAGAGCUGACAAGCGUUCCGGAAUGCACGGAACUUGGAACGUUCACCAGAAAACUUCUCCGGUGCUGGCACACGAGGUUCUGGUGGUGGACCCAUUGCGGCUGCAACAGGUGGUAGAGGGGCGGCAUCUGGCACGUUAUCAAGUGCAGGAGUCGGUGCAGCUGGAGUGGCCCGACUCAGGGACUCCAGCCGGCCCUCUAGUUGGAAAUAGCCUUCCUGAAGGCCCUGCACGGAUUCGGUCAGAGUGGCGAUCUGUUGGCACAGUUCCUCCAUGGGAGGCCUCCUUUCGGACCCACGAGUAUUGGCUGAGUGAUUCUGACUCCAGAGCGAAUCUCACCCCCCAACCACCAGAUGUUCCGGCACCGAGUAACAAAACACAGCACGUCACACAGGACCCUCCGUCCUCUCUGGUUAUCAUAGAGAACCUUCAGGGCAGCUACACCACUGACAUGUUAAACCUCCUGGUGGAGAAUAUAAGUGAGAAGAACGAGGACAUAGACUUCCAUGUGGAGAGAAUUCCAGAGAAACAAUCUGCUGUCGUCGCCUUCUCAUGUGAUAUCGCGUUCUUUGGGACGGUGACAAACCCGUCACUCGGGGUCCACGAGAUGAAAAUCGGACCUGCCACUUAUGAGGUGAAGACCGGCGAUAUAACCAAAGAGCAGACCGACGUCAUUGUGAAUUCUUCCAACCAAAACUUCACCCUGAACUCAGGUGCGGGGGGAUUAGCUGCCUCCACAGUGGCCGACGCAAUCCUCGAUGGUUUGGUGGAAUUCAUCAAAUCUAAAUCAGUCGGUUCGCUUCAGACGGUGAAAGUGGUUCUAUUCCAGCAACAUAUGCUGAAUGAUUUCUACAUGAGCAUGAAGAAGAGAGAGGGGACAGCCCUGCCCGAAGCCAAAUCCUUCCUCACUAGACUCACCGAAUUGUUUAUGUCAUCAAAAGCACAGAAGCGGGUUCAGAAGCUGACGGCCUUCCAGCUGGUAGAUGGCAUUGAGCCUGUGGUGUUCAGCUUAUGUGCUGAAGAUAAAAGUGACGUGGAAAGGACCAAGGCUUGGCUUCAGGCGCAGAUAGAAUUCGAGCAGUCGGAGAAGGUGAUCCGAGAGGAAUGUAUCUCUGAACUAGAAGAAGCCGAGGUGAAGAAGUUCUCCGACCUCCAGAAAAAGUUUCAGGUCUCGGUGAUUUACAAACCUCCCGACCCCUCCAUCCGGAUCCUGGGCCUCACCCGGGACGUAAUGGCCGUGUCCGGGGAGAUCGAAACGAUUAUAAACCGAGUAAAAGACAGAAAGAAGAAGGAGAGGACUGCCGAGCUCACCGGUAAUCUGGUGGAAUGGAGAUACGAGACCGGAGGGAUUAUGGUUGCCUUCGACAAGAUGAUAAACCUGGAGCUGGAAGAGGCAAAGACUGACAGGAAGGAUAAGAUCACAAUCCAGAUGCAUGGACAACUAUUUGCUGUCAGUAUAAAACAUGAAAAGGCCACAGACACGCAGGGAAACCAAAUUCGGAUCCAACGUUUUGUGAAACAUGAAGGGGAAUCUAUCGCGUUGCCAACACACUGGGAGACGAUGGGUAAGACCCCUGUGAUGGAGGUGGAUGUCGCUCCCGGGACUUCUGAAUACACCACUGUACAGCAGAAAUUCCAGCAAAGCUGCAGAAACAUAAUACUGAAGAUUCAGCGUGUACAGAACAGAGAUCUCUGGCUCAACUACCAGAUAAAGAAGCAGAACAUCGACUCCAAGAACGGCUCCACCAACAACGAGAAAGAGCUUUUCCAUGGAACCGACGCCAACUCCAUCCAGCAUGUCAAUCAUAACGGAUUCAACCGGAGCUACGCAGGGAUACAUGCUGCUGCUUUUGGAAACGGAACAUAUUUUGCAGUAAAUGCAAGUUACUCUGCUAGCAGUAAAUUCGCCAAACCUGAUGCAAAUGGGCAGAAACACAUGUACCUGGCCCGCGUCCUCACCGGACAAUACUGUCCUGGAAGAGCUGGGAUGAUAACACCUCCUGCCAAAAGUACAGCCAAUCCCCUCGACCUGUAUGACAGUGUGACCGAUAACAUCCACAACCCUUCAAUGUUUGUGAUAUUUAAUGACAUCCAGGCCUACCCCGAAUAUCACAUCACCUUCCAGUGAUGAUGUAUUACUGUGCCAG